Clupea harengus (Atlantic herring) is the source of this 909-nucleotide messenger RNA. Its product is annotated as CD276 antigen-like. The coding region runs from base 28 to 909 and encodes 293 amino acids. Gene Ontology annotation, cellular component: external side of plasma membrane. Gene Ontology annotation, biological process: cellular response to lipopolysaccharide; T cell costimulation; cell surface receptor signaling pathway. The record is from RefSeq and is a predicted model, not a curated record. Lineage: Eukaryota; Metazoa; Chordata; Actinopteri; Clupeiformes; Clupeidae. The transcript is spliced from 5 exons.
GGAGUUUUGUUUUGAGUUAGGAGGGGAAUGGGCUGUCGAGGAGCUGUUCUUAGAUCUCUUCUUUUCGUCCUUUCAUCGGUAGUUGCCUCCUACAAGGUCCAGGUCCCAUCAGAACCUUUGGUGGCAGUUAGGGGCAGUUAUGCAGUUCUCUGCUGCUCCUAUCCUCCUAUGGCCCAACCCGGGAUUCCACCAGGAUUGCUGGUCACAUGGCAGCGGGUCGAAGACUCCAGGGUGGUUCACAGCUUCUACUACGGCCAGAACCAGCUGAGUCGGCAGAGCGCCGAUUUCAAGAAUCGGACCGGACUCUAUGUGUCCGAACUGUGGUCAGGGAACGCCUCCCUGAGAAUCACAGAUGUCCGAGCGCAGGAUGCCGGACGGUACCUUUGCACAGUUAGUGAUGCCAGGGGGACUGAUAGAGCCGAAAUGAAGGUGGAGUAUGCAGCAUACUACUCCGAGCCGCAGCUGAGCAUUGAAGUGGGGCUCCACAACACAAGUGUCCGGUUUGAAAGUGACGGGUUUCCUAAAGCAGAGGUCCAGUGGCUGGGGCCACAGGAACAAGAGCUAGAACAUCAGUCUGAAUUCAUAUACAGGAACGGUGUCUUUUAUCUAAGAACCUUUUAUGUGGUUCAGGACCAGGGAGUAAAUGCCAGCCUUACCUUCAGACUGUCUAAUCACCUUCUGGAUCAACUACUGGUGAGGAGAGUCCACUUCAGUCAGGGGCAAGGCACCACCAACACCAGGAAGGACAACAGCACUGUCACUGCGCUCUCCUGCACUUGUGUCAUCCUUGGCCUUGUGUGCGCGGCCCUGCUGUUUCACAAUUAUAGAAAUCACAGAAAACAUACAAAAUCACAGCCUGGGUCAGGACACAAAGAUGUUUACAAUUUGGAACAGUAUGGGGCGGAAUAA